AUGGCAAGACAAGCGGUGAAAGGAACUGAUCGACUACGAGCUCAGUGGUACUGGAAAUCGAGUUACGAUCCAUGGUCAAGAAGUGGAAAAGAAGAAUGGACAAAAUAUUCUGAUAUCGAAUCCGAGAUUAUCGAAGAAGCAUUUAAUGGGAAAGACGAAGAAGAAGUCCUACUUCCACCCGGAACAAUAUUUCAAAUAAUCAAAGUAAAAUCUGAUCCAGAAACAGGAAAAACCUAUAUUGAUUUAAAACUCCAAUCUACAUACCAUACAUGA
Didymodactylos carnosus is the source of this 273-nucleotide messenger RNA. The record is from the annotation of a GenBank genome assembly. Lineage: Eukaryota; Metazoa; Rotifera; Eurotatoria; Philodinida; Philodinidae.